This is a messenger RNA of Pogona vitticeps (central bearded dragon), 2532 nucleotides long. Its product is annotated as cytosolic phospholipase A2 epsilon. Gene Ontology annotation, cellular component: cytosol. Lineage: Eukaryota; Metazoa; Chordata; Lepidosauria; Squamata; Agamidae. Gene Ontology annotation, molecular function: calcium ion binding; calcium-dependent phospholipid binding. The record is from RefSeq and is a predicted model, not a curated record. Gene Ontology annotation, biological process: glycerophospholipid catabolic process.
AUGGCGUCUUUCUUGGUGUGGGACUUGAGUAUCAACACAUAUCCUGUGGAAAGCAUGGAAAUCAAACACACGGAUCAGUGCGAUGAAGUACCCUGUAAUUCUCCAUGCAAGCAAAUGGAUACAUUUCCUUGCAGUUUACUUAGUGUAAGAAUCAUACGGAUGAGAAAUCUUCGCAAAGCUGAUACCUUGAGCGAAUCGGACUGCUAUGUGACCCUCUGGCUGCCCUCUGCCACAUGUGAAAAGCAAAGGACUAAAACCGUUAAUAAUGCCAGGAACCCUGUUUGGAACGAAACAUUUUAUUACAGGAUUCAAGGACAAGUCAAGAACAUGCUAGAGCUGGCUGUCUAUGAUGAAGAUGCCGUCAGUACAGAUGACCACCUCUUCACUAUACGCUUCGACGUUGCUCGACUUCCAUUUGGUGAAAAAGUUCUCAUGUGUUUUAAGUCUGAAGAACAGGCACAAGAAGAGCUGGAAGUUGAAUUUACAGUGGAGCCUGCAUCAGGACCUCCUGAAACCAUAAUCACAAAUGGAGUUCUAGUGUGUCGGGAGGUUUGCAAAUUAGAAGCUGAAGUGGAUCAGAAGACACGACAUAAAUCAAAGAAGGAUCUUUCGGUCUCUGUGAAAGGAUCUUGUGAAGGCUGCCAUUCCUUCAGGAUGGGCUCAGAUGCCAUUGUUAUACCCCCUUGCCCAACGACAUUUCACUAUGCCAAGUACAAGGAACCCACUCUGGAUGUUGUGCUGCCAAAAACAAAGCCACGCUACAAUCCUUGUACCUGUUCUUACCGCAUCAAAGAAGAUGUUCCACCUGUGAUGUUGAAUUCCCUUCCCGUAGGAGAGAAAGUGCCAAUAGUAGAGGAAAAAAAGUACAAUUUGCAUGUGAAAGUGGAUGAAUGUCAUUGUAGCUGCCCAGGAGACCUUGAUGUGCGUUUGGGAUAUGAUCUCUGCCAACAGGAGCAAGUGUUCUUACAUAAACGACAGAGAAGAGUGGCUCAAGCUGUUAAACAGGUUCUCCAACUAGAUUAUGACUUACAAGAUCAUGAGGUUCCAGUGGUGGGAGUCAUGACAACAGGAGGCGGGACAAGAUCAUUUACAACAACAUAUGGCUGCAUGAGUGCUCUCCAAAAAUUAAAUCUCUUAGACUGCAUAACAUACAUAUCUGGCCUGUCUGGCACUUCAUGGGCAAUGGCGCAUAUGUAUAGAGAUGCUCAUUGGUCUCAGCAUGAUCUGUGUGAGCAAAUAAAGGAGGCAAAGAAACAGGUUACCAAAAGCAAGAUGGAAAUGCUUUCCAUGAAUCGUAUGAAAUACUAUUAUCAACAGCUGAAUCAACGAAAGCAAGAAGGACACAAGACAACUUUUAUAGAUCUCUGGGGACUCAUCAUUGAGUAUAUGUUAAAUGAUGGGAAAAAUAACCACAAACUCACGGAUCAGAGAGAAGCACUGAUAGAUGCUCAGAAUCCAUUGCCAAUUUAUGUGACUAUCAACAUCAAGGACAAAUACAGCACUCAAGACUUCAAAGAAUGGUUAGAGUUCACUCCCUAUGAGGUGGGAUUUCUCAAGUAUGGAGCAUUUGUGGACCCCGAAAACUUUGGAAGUGAAUUCUUCAUGGGCCGCUUGAUAAAGAAGCUUCCAGAAAGCCGGAUAUGCUAUCUUCAUGGCAUGUGGAGUAGCAUAUUUUCAGUGAACUUGAUGUACAUCUGGAAUAGGGUUAGCACCUCUGAGGAAUUUUGGCAUAGGUGGACUCAAGACAAAUUAAUAGAUAUUGAUGAAGAGCCCAAUCUACCUACAAAACCAUAUGAGAUAAAGAGCCACAUGUAUGUCCCAGCUGGAACAUUUGCCACUAGACUUCGAGGGGUCUUGACAGAUCGCCUGUCUGUUGCUCAGUAUCACAAUUUCCUGAAGGGGUUUCAGCUGCAUAACUGUUACUUGGAGAAUGAACAUUUUCAUAGAUGGAAAGCUACUGUCUUGGACCAAUGUCCCAACCAGCUGACAGAGCAUGAAGACUACUUGGGAAUGGUGGAUGCUGGAUUUUUCAUCAAUACAAGUUGCCCACCACUUUUAAGGCCAGAGAGGAAAGUAGAUGUCAUUAUCCAUUUCAGUUACAGUUCAGGCUCACAGACACUGCCUCUAGAACAGGCUUGCCAGUACUACAAAGCACAAGGAAUCCCAUUCCCAGAAGUUGUCCUAAGUGAAGAAGACAAGAAACACCUGAAGGAAUGCUAUUACUUCAGUCGGGCUGACGUCCCUGGUUGCCCAAUCCUGGUUUUCUUUCCACUAGUGAAUGAUACUUUCCGUUUUUACAAAGCACCAGGUGAGCAACGCUGUACUGAUGCUGACAUGGAGGCAGGAAAGGUUGACGUUUCCACUUGGCGGACCCCCUACUCUACUUUCUGCCUCCAAUACACUGAGGAGAAUUUCGAUAAGCUAGUGAACUUGAGUGAAUAUAACAUCUUAAACAACAAGGACAUGCUUUUGCAAGCUUUGCAUGAAGCCGUGGAGCGGAAAAGACAACAGCAGCACUGCUGCAAGAAAUAA